GCGGUUCAUUCUGGGUAGGGCACUUUGAAGGCGGCCAUAUUGGCUCUUCGUCCUGGCUGAAGGAGAGAGAUGAAGGGGAUCCGGGGAAUCAGUCAGCUGUCGAGACGGUUCUAUGCGGCGGCCAGAAAAGGCCAGUCCCUUACCGAGCCUCUGGUUGGUCUGAAGCUCUCUCCGGGGGCUGCCCACUCCUACCAGGAUGUUCAUGUAACCAAGCUGCCCAGUGGACUGGUCAUCGCCUCUCUGGAGAAUUACUCCCCGGCCUCUAAAAUCGGUGUCUUCGUCAAGGCCGGUUGUCGCUAUGAGACCCCUGACAACCAAGGUGUCACCCACCUCCUCCGGCUGGCCUCCAACCUGACAACCAAAGGAGCGUCGGCGUUCAAGAUCUGCCGCGGUGUUGAGGCGGUGGGAGGCAGCCUGAGCGUGACUUCGUCCCGAGAGAAUAUGGUGUACACGGUCGACUGCUUGAGAGACGACAUCGAUACAGUGAUGGAGUUUCUGAUAAAUGUGACAACGGCUCCUGAGUUCCGUCCAUGGGAGGUUUCUGACCUCACGCCCAGGGUGAAGUUGGACAAAGCACAGGCUGCUCACAACCCCCAGAUAGGUGUGGUUGAAGGUCUCCAUGCAGCGGCGUACAAGAAUGCUCUGUGUAACUCCCUGUACUGCCCCGAUCAUAUGGUCGACAACAUCCAGUCCGAACACCUUCAUCAGUUUGUCCAGAACAACUUCACAAGUGCAAGAACGGCUCUUGUAGGACUUGGCGUUGAGCACUCUGUGCUGAAGCAGGUGGGGGAGCAGUUCCUCAACAUCCGCAGCGGAGCCGGAACCACAGGGGGAAAGGCCCAGUACCGCGGAGGAGAGGCCCGUCUGCAGAGCAUCAGCAGUCUGGUCCAUUCCGCCGUGGUGAGCCAGGCGGCAGCAGCCGGUACCGGGGAGGCGCUGGCCUUCAGCGUGCUGCAGCAUCUACUGGGAGCUGGUCCACACGUCAAGAGGGGCUCCAGUGUCUCCAGCAAAUUGGUCCAGGGGGUCGCCAAGGCAACCGCCGAGCCCUUCGAUGUGAGCGCUUUCAAUGCAAGCUACUCUGACUCUGGUCUGUUUGGGGUCUACACCAUCUCCCAGACGGCAGCAGCUGGUGAUGUGAUCAAGGCCGCCCUCGCCCAGGUAAAGGCUGUCGCUGAUGGGGGAGUCACAGCCGCGGACCUGACCCGGGCCAAGGCUCAACUAAAGGGUCACUACCUGAUGUCUCUGGAGACCUCAGAGGGUCUGCUGGAGGCCAUGGGCUCUCAGGCUCUGGCUGACGGAUCCUACCACUCUCCAGAAGAAAUCUCCAAAAACAUCGACAACGUCUCCCUGACUGAUGUUGCAAAUGCUGCCAAGAAAUUUGUGACCGGCAAGAAGACGAUGGUAUCCUCCGGCAACCUCAUAAAAACUCCCUUUGUGGAUGAAAUUUAAAACCUCCUGGGCCCUUUGAUUGACAACACGUGUUCCUCCACAUUCUAGUAGAAACAAAGGCCAUAACAGUCUUUUUUUCCAAAAAUACAAACCUAAGAACAUAAUAAUGACACCACUGAAUCUUUAUCUGUGUUGUAACAGCAUAACGUCGGUAUUUCAUCUGUCCUCUUGGCAACUGUAUAGCAGAUGUAAAAUAAGGAAUAAAAUCUAUCUACCUUAA
Molecule: messenger RNA, 1669 nt
Organism: Fundulus heteroclitus (mummichog)
Lineage: Eukaryota; Metazoa; Chordata; Actinopteri; Cyprinodontiformes; Fundulidae
Gene: uqcrc2b
Product: cytochrome b-c1 complex subunit 2, mitochondrial
Exons: 14
Coding region: 70-1449 (459 amino acids)
Cellular component (GO): mitochondrion
Molecular function (GO): metal ion binding
Source: RefSeq, a predicted model, not a curated record